Molecule: messenger RNA, 3643 nt
Organism: Phodopus roborovskii (desert hamster)
Lineage: Eukaryota; Metazoa; Chordata; Mammalia; Rodentia; Cricetidae
Gene: Prep
Product: prolyl endopeptidase
Exons: 15
Coding region: 84-2216 (710 amino acids)
Biological process (GO): proteolysis
Cellular component (GO): cytosol
Molecular function (GO): serine-type endopeptidase activity; oligopeptidase activity
Source: RefSeq, a predicted model, not a curated record
CAGCAGCUUUCUCCCUCGCCCGCCCGCCGCAGUCCGCGCCCAACCUCGCCCGCAGCCCCCGCAGCCCGCGCCCGGCCCCGGCCAUGCUGUCCUUCCAGUACCCCGACGUGUACCGGGACGAGACCUCCGUACAGGAUUAUCAUGGACAUAAAAUCUGUGAUCCUUAUGCUUGGCUUGAAGACCCCGACAGUGAGCAGACAAAGGCUUUCGUGGAGGCACAGAACAAGAUCACAGUGCCGUUCCUGGAGCAGUGCCCCAUCAGAGGGCUGUACAAGGAGAGAAUGACUGAGCUGUACGACUACCCCAAGUACAGCUGCCACUUCAAGAAAGGAAAGCGGUAUUUUUAUUUUUACAAUACAGGUUUGCAGAACCAGCGUGUAUUAUAUGUGCAAGACUCCUUAGAGGGGGAAGCCAGGGUGUUCCUCGAUCCCAACACUCUGUCGGAUGAUGGCACAGUAGCACUCCGAGGUUAUGCCUUCAGUGAAGACGGUGAAUACUUUGCCUAUGGUCUGAGUGCCAGUGGCUCAGACUGGGUGACCAUCAAGUUCAUGAAAGUUGAUGGUGCCAAAGAGCUUCCUGACGUGCUCGAGAGAGUCAAGUUCACCUGUAUGGCCUGGACCCAUGAUGGGAAGGGGAUGUUCUACAACUCAUACCCGAAGCAGGAUGGGAAGAGUGACGGGACAGAGACGUCCACCAAUCUCCACCAGAAGCUCUGCUACCAUGUCCUGGGGACAGAUCAGUCAGAAGAUAUUCUGUGUGCUGAGUUUCCUGAUGAGCCCAAGUGGAUGGGGGGAGCCGAGCUAUCCGAUGAUGGUCGAUAUGUCUUGUUAUCCAUCUGGGAGGGAUGUGAUCCGGUAAACCGACUGUGGUACUGUGACCUCCAGCAGGAAUCCAGUGGUAUCACUGGAAUCCUGAAAUGGGUAAAACUAAUAGACAACUUUGAAGGAGAGUAUGACUACGUGACCAACGAGGGCACAGUGUUCACAUUCAAGACAAACCGCAAUUCUCCUAAUUAUCGUCUGAUCAACAUCGACUUCACCGACCCUGACGAGUCUAAGUGGAAAGUGCUUGUCCCAGAGCACGAGAAAGACGUCCUAGAGUGGGUAGCGUGUGUCAGGUCCAACUUCCUGGUCUUGUGCUACCUCCAUGAUGUGAAGAACACUCUGCAGCUUCACGACCUGACCACAGGUGCUCUCCUCAAGACCUUCCCUCUGGACGUGGGCAGUGUGGUGGGGUACAGUGGGCGCAAGAAGGACUCCGAGAUCUUCUACCAGUUCACGUCGUUUUUGUCUCCAGGUGUCAUUUACCACUGUGAUCUUACCAAAGAGGAACUGGAACCCACAGUUUUCCGAGAAGUAACCGUGAAGGGUAUCGAUGCUUCUGAUUACCAGACAAUCCAGGUUUUCUACCCUAGCAAAGAUGGCACUAAGAUUCCAAUGUUUAUUGUACAUAAAAAAGGCAUAAAGUUGGAUGGCUCACAUCCUGCUUUCUUGUAUGGUUAUGGUGGCUUCAACAUCUCCAUCACACCCAACUACAGCGUGUCUAGGCUCAUUUUUGUGAGACACAUGGGCGGCGUCCUCGCAGUGGCUAACAUCAGAGGCGGUGGUGAAUAUGGAGAGACGUGGCAUAAAGGUGGGAUCUUGGCCAACAAACAAAAUUGCUUUGAUGACUUUCAGUGUGCUGCCGAGUAUCUCAUCAAAGAAGGCUACACGUCUCCCAAGAGGCUUACCAUCAAUGGAGGCUCCAACGGGGGCCUCUUAGUGGCUGCUUGUGCAAAUCAGCGUCCAGACCUCUUCGGUUGUGUUAUUGCCCAGGUUGGAGUGAUGGACAUGUUGAAAUUCCACAAGUUUACCAUUGGUCACGCCUGGACCACUGAUUAUGGGUGCUCAGACAGCAAACAACACUUCGAAUGGCUUCUCAAGUACUCACCUCUGCACAACGUGAAGCUUCCAGAGGCAGAUGACAUCCAGUACCCUUCCAUGCUUCUCCUCACUGCUGACCACGAUGACCGAGUGGUCCCACUGCACUCCCUCAAGUUCAUUGCCACGCUCCAGUACAUCGUGGGCCGCAGCCGGAAGCAAAGCAACCCCUUACUCAUCCACGUGGACACCAAGGCUGGCCACGGGGCCGGGAAACCCACGGCCAAAGUGAUAGAAGAAGUUUCAGAUAUGUUUGCAUUCAUAGCACGGUGCCUGAACAUCGAGUGGAUUCCGUAAAUGGGUUUCCAGCGCCUCCCGACAGUCACAGAAAACCUCAAGGGCUUUCACACCAAAACACCACUGGGCAGAAUGCUGCCCGUGUGAGCACUGUGCCUCUGCUCACAGACAGCAACUGAGCAGAACUGCCAUGGGGAUUUUAUCUUUUCUAGGCUUCUCCUUUGUAGCAAGCCCUUGAUGUUUUGUUUCUUUAUUUUCUUCCCACUCUAUCAAGGCACAUAUUUUAAAAAGGGGGUAAAGGGGGCAUGUUUGGAUAAGAAACAAAAUGGCACUGAACAUGAUGUGAAUAUUAGGUCCCUGGACUGAGUAAGGGUCAUAGUUGGGCAUAUGUAUAUAUAAUGACUCAAUGAAGUUGCUUCUCUAACCAUAACAUAUAUCCUUAAAUAAGUGGGAGGCCUCAAGGGAGACUCCACUGCAGUGCUAAUAAAUACUAUCUAAGAGUGGAGGCUUUAGUUUUGGUUCCUUCGCAACAAGAGGCAGCCUCAGAAUGCAGAUAGCUAUCAGAAUGAAGACUGUAAUUUUUAUGCAACAGGUUAGUUUCCAAACAAUUAGAAUAUUAGUACCACCAGAAAGAGGCCGAUCCAUCCACCUUGUCUCACUUGGAGGGAUACAGCUGUGGGAGAUGUCUCCUCAUCUCCACUGUUACCUGCUCAGGUUAAGCUCUGACUGGGAUCUUUCAGUUGGAUGCCUCUAUUUUUAAAAAUCUCUGGACUGGAGUUGGGUAGGUGGCUCUAUGGGCACGGGUGCUUGCUCUGAAAGCCAGGAGACCUGCUGAGCUAGAAUUAAUAGCACCCAUAUAAAAUGCUGGGUGAGGCUACUAUGUGUGCCUGUAACUUCAGCAGUGGGGACAGCAGUAGGCAAAUCCUGAACACCCAGUGGCCAACCAGGUUAGCCAAAAUAGUGACUUCCUGUUUCACUGAGACAGAAAGGCAGCCAUCCUCAGGCCUCCCUGUGCCUGUGCAUAGAUGGGCACACCUGUACACUCAUGUGCUUUCCUCACACAAAGACCACAUAAACACCAAAGAAACUGUGGACUGGAAAAGUACGGUUAUUCACCUGGAUUACAGAGUAUUUGUGGAAAUCAGACAAGAGUGAAUUGCCCAAAUAGAGUCAUUUACCUAGUCUCCCCUCAAACUGGAACCUGUAGAAUUUCCCAUGCCCCUUCUCCCUCAGACUAGUACUUUCCAGAAGUGCAGUUACACUGUAAAGAGGAGCCAUUUCCAUUUGCUCUAUCCUGCUCUGAUAAUUUUGGAGGGAACAAUACAGAUUCCUCAAACUUAGGCUUUGGGAAGAAUAUUCUGGGUGUGUUUUAACAUCUCACAAAAUACUGUUCCUUGUCUAUCAGUUUGGGAAUGCUGGUCUGGCUUAUAAGAGAGGAUCUUUGUGUUGCUUUAUCAGAUGUCAUUAAAAGAGAUAUCUUAACUUUA